AUGACAGAACUCCUACUGAACCCGGAAUCCAAGAUCAAGGUCCAAGCCGAGCUGUCCCUGGUCUUUAUGAACGCUAGGGCAAUCGGUAUAGACUCAGAUGUCUGGGAAGAACCUAUGGCUUUUAAGCCCGAGAGUUUCAUCGGGUCGAAGUUGGAUUACAAGGGUCAACACUACGAGUUCCUUCCAUUUGGAGCAGGUCGAAGGAUGUGUGUCGGCGUGCCCUUGGCACAUCGCGUGCUUCAUCUGGCUUUGGGCUCACUGCUUCAUGAGUUCAAUUGGGAGUUCGAUGGCCGCAUUUAUCCGAAGACGAUGGAUAUGCGUGAUAGGAUGGGGGUGGCCACGAGGCAGUAUGUGCCCUUGCUGGUGGUGCCCAAAAGAAAGCAACAUAAGACUUGGUUCGCUUGGAAAUUUAUGUUUGCUAUGUAA
Messenger RNA from Rhodamnia argentea, 426 nucleotides. RefSeq names its product cytochrome P450 76A1-like. The record is from RefSeq and is a predicted model, not a curated record. Bases 1 to 426 code for a protein of 141 amino acids. Lineage: Eukaryota; Viridiplantae; Streptophyta; Magnoliopsida; Myrtales; Myrtaceae. The transcript has 2 exons. Gene Ontology annotation, molecular function: iron ion binding; heme binding; oxidoreductase activity, acting on paired donors, with incorporation or reduction of molecular oxygen.